UGGCAGGCAAUGGUGGUUGGUGCGGGCGGUGGAAGGGAAUUUUGUAGUUGUGGAGAUUGAAGUGAUCGCUAACAAAUGGCAGGGAAGUCAUGUCUGCUUGCAGGCGAGUGCGCAUCAUGCAGUUCCUGCCUAGGUGCGGGUCCGGGGUGGCGUGCUGUGAGCAGCUGGCACAGGGAGGACAGGUGUCGGAGUGCUGGCAUCGGGUGUGAGAACCGCAUCCGCGCUUGGCGGCAUGCGGGUAGUGUCUCCCACGCUCAUAGGACUGGUUCCGCUUCUCUUGAACAGAGGACAUACAACUCAAGGUCUCUGAAAGUUAGCGAUCCUAUACUGCCAGCGAUCCGCGAUCCUGAGCUGAUAGUGAACAAGACGAAGGUGUUCACUUUGACAGACUCGACACUGAAGCCGGUGUUUCCCGCGUCGAUCAGCAACUCGUUCGAUUUGGUCGACUGCUAUAACGUCCUCGAAGACCUGCGGCUCGCAUCCAAUGGCUCUGUCUUGUAUUAUGUUCUCGACCAGCGGUGCUACAGUCAGUUGAAUGGGUCCGACUCGGAGGAGUUCGCGUCGAGUUGGCUGUACUCCGUACGGAAGGCUGAACGGAGGUCAGGGUCAGGGGGAUGGGAAGCCUUCCAGAACGAUUCGCUGAUUACUUACUGGUGGGCGUUUAACGAUAGCGAUGGGAUGAGACCCUCCUCGCCAAUCAUCUUCAACGAGAACUCGACAAUGGAGCCGAUGAUGUGGCUGAAUGGCAUGGACUUGUCCGACGAAGGGACGACUUUGGUGCUAACCACUGAAACAUUUGAGGCCUUGGGCAACCCGCUUGAGGAGGACACAGCGAUGGUAACCUUGCUCUCUGCUGUGAAUGGCACUAGGCGAUCGAUCCCCCUUCCGGGAAUGACAGCUCGUGGCAUGGCGUUCGAUCCGACGAAGACCAACGCCUACCUUGUGGAUACCGCCUAUCCGCCGCGUCUGAUGUCUGCAGACUUUGGAGCUCUGCUGGGGAAUAGUGCCAGCAUUACAGGUGACAUGUUGUUCAAGCCCGAAGCCACCUUCCCUCGCGAAAUGGGAUUGAACCUCUCCAACUUGCUCGUACGCCCGCAAGGAUUCACCCCUGACGGUAGUUGCCUGUACAUCGUCGACCAGAUGGAGGAUAGUAUCUUUGCCGUGGAUCUGUCGACGAGGAACAUAACUCUUGUCGCUGACCGGAAAGCAGUCGAUCUUGAGGAGGGAAGGAAGGAGACAUUGACAGAGGUGGUGGUAACCAAGGACGGGUGCAAUGUUUUCGUUACUGACAUCGACGGUUAUUUGCGAUGGAUUCAGUUAAAAGCGCAGUGCAGCGAAGCGCAAACGGCGGAUGUUGUCGCGUAUUAUACCGAAGGCGGGUUCUGGGGUUUGGCGAUCCAGGAGGAUGACAAUGGGGUUUGGCUAGGUCCUUGAUACGCGGAACCCCCCUUUGAAUCCAGCUGUCCCAGAACGAUCAUUCAUCUCUAUGCGCUCUGAGCCGUUGGCCGUUGGAAUC
Chara braunii is the source of this 1516-nucleotide messenger RNA. The record is from the annotation of a GenBank genome assembly. NCBI's taxonomy places the organism in Eukaryota, Viridiplantae, Streptophyta, Charophyceae, Charales, Characeae.